Messenger RNA from Eriocheir sinensis (Chinese mitten crab), 1707 nucleotides. RefSeq names its product protein Star-like. The transcript has 2 exons. The record is from RefSeq and is a predicted model, not a curated record. The coding region runs from base 422 to 1519 and encodes 365 amino acids. NCBI's taxonomy places the organism in Eukaryota, Metazoa, Arthropoda, Malacostraca, Decapoda, Varunidae.
UGGGCCGAUCUAGCAACAAGGGGCGGUGGUUGUGGUGGUGGUAGUGACGGAGGGCGAGGAGGACAAGGAGUGGCGGUGUGGAUGUAGUUAGCGGAAGGUGGAGGACGAGGAGAAUAAGAAUUGGCGCUGAGAUUGGUGUUGGUGGUAGUGGUGGUGUUAAGUGGUUGUGGUGGUGACGUGGGAAAGGGACUAGGAUUGGUGUUGUUGUUGAAGGUAGUAACAGAGGACGAGAGGUGGUGGCAGUGGUAUUAGUGGUGGGGGUAUUGGUGUGUGGUGGUGGUGGUGCGUGCUGGUAGUAGUGGUAGUGAAGUGGUUGUGGAAUCAGUGGUGGUGGUGGUGCGUGUGGCGAAAGAGGAACUUAAAACCCCACACAAGGCGGUUCUGAAUUCCUUGUAAAGUGUGUUAAGUGAACAUUGAUUCCAUGAUGAAGCGUGAUCGAGGGGGCCCUUUGAUCUCCUCCUCCUCUGCCUCCUCCUCCUCCUCCUCCUCCUCUUCCUCCUCCCUCCUCCUCCUCUGCCUACUGCUGCUGGUGACUGUGGUGGCGGCAGCGGUGGUGGUGGUGGUGAUCAUGGUGGUGGAUGUCAGGGGCGUGGCGCGCCGCGAGGAUUGGGGCUCGCGGCCUCACGGAGCAGUGGACGAGGCCUCGGAGAACCUAUUACGCAUAGGAGAACAUCUCGAGGCCUCUGACCCGCGCGUGCUGGCCAUGCUGAGGUCAACCUUCCUGGUGCCGCCCCCCGCCCUCCCCUACAACCUGACGAUGCACAAGAACGCCAAAACCUACUUCUUGAGUCGCUCCCUCGGCUGGGACUUCUACGACCACUACGUCAAGCAAUUCUUCCAAGGCCAGCGAGGCGGCUUCUUCGUGGAAGCGGGAGCCCUGGAAGGAGAGUUCUUGUCCAACACGCUGUGGCUGGAGACAGAGCUCGGCUGGUCGGGUCUGCUCAUCGAGCCGGAUCCUGUCAGUUACCGUCACCUUGCCUGGAAGCGGCGCCGAGCCUGGAUCUCCAGCACCUGCCUGUCCAAGGAGAAGUACCCGCGGGAGGCAGUGUUCGGAGCCCUCACCAAGCCAUACACGUCCUCGCUCUGGCUGUACCACGCCCACACACGCGAGAUAGACUCCCAUCCAACGCUGCUCCAUGAAAGUCUGAGCAACUACUCGACGAUGGCGUACUCGCGGGCCCUGUGCUUCCCCCUCGCCUCGUACCUGGCGACCCUCAACGUGACGGUGGUUGACUUUCUGUCCCUGGACACGCAAGGCCACGAGUGGGCGGUGCUGCGGGGUCUGCCGCUGACCACCUGGCGGGUGAGGAGCAUCGCAGUGGAGCACCUCGGCCCCAAAAAUCCCACCCACGGCGGCUACAACACCGACCCAGCCUUCGUCAAGUACAUGGAGACGGUGGGAUACCGCCUGGUGGACGUGUACAAGGAGGUCAACUACUUCUUUGUCCUGUGGAAUGACGAGACUCUGCGGCGCCUCAGCGACCCGCCGAGGCUCGUGAAGUUCUUCUCGUUGAAUUGAAGCAAGACGCAGGUUGUUGUUUUAGGUGUGUGUGUGUGUGUGUGUGUGUGUGUGUGUGUUUAUCGAAACUACUAUGGAUUUUAGGAAUGCCUUUCAUGCAUAACACCUGUUUCACGAGGGUCACGCCACGGGUUAUGAGGCUCUAACUGAUAUAUUUAUGUGUUUGGAAAAAAACAAGAUGUCAAUAA